Messenger RNA from Pseudomyrmex gracilis, 1541 nucleotides. RefSeq names its product mitochondrial glutamate carrier 1-like. Gene Ontology annotation, molecular function: L-aspartate transmembrane transporter activity; L-glutamate transmembrane transporter activity. The record is from RefSeq and is a predicted model, not a curated record. The transcript is spliced from 8 exons. Gene Ontology annotation, biological process: L-glutamate transmembrane transport; aspartate transmembrane transport; malate-aspartate shuttle. The coding region runs from base 391 to 1332 and encodes 313 amino acids. Lineage: Eukaryota; Metazoa; Arthropoda; Insecta; Hymenoptera; Formicidae.
GAUCUCGCAAAUGCGAUCCGACUAUGAACAGACGUAGGGAUCUGUUUCGGAGUUUCGGUUGGGAUUUGGGACAUUCGUCCGGAAUUACAUCGACCUUGAAUUUGAACAAUGGAAAACGCCUAGUUUUCUCCUUUUCCGACAGGAGUCUCUGCGCGACCCUUCGAUUCGGAGCAGUUCGAGGACUCCUGUCAAACGCUCUAUUGAUAGACCACUGCCGAUGCUGUGCUGACCGACGUGAGAAGAAGAUCCUCCGGUGGUUCGUAGAGGCGACCGCGGUGUUUUCCAGCAUCACGUCUGGGAAUCUGAGACACUUGUGGGACGCCGAUAGCCGGACGACCACCGUGUAUAUCGGAUUUCCCUACGAAGGUGCGGAAUUCCUUUUAAUUAACCAUGGCACAGGACAGUUCGUCUUCGAAAUCCGCCGCGCAAUUCAAACUAGUACCCAAAAUCAUAAAUGGCGGCAUCGCUGGGAUUAUCGGAGUAUCGGUGGUGUUUCCGCUUGAUUUGGUUAAAACGAGAUUACAGAAUCAAGUUAUCGGUCCGAAUGGCGAACGAAUGUACAAGUCGAUGUUUGAUUGUUUCAAAAAGACUUACAGGGCGGAGGGCUACUUUGGAAUGUAUAAAGGAUCCGCUGUAAAUAUCCUGCUGAUCACGCCUGAGAAAGCCAUCAAACUUACUGCCAACGACACAUUUAGACAUUAUCUCUCUCCUGGAUCAGGACAAAAAUUGCCAUUAGAACGUGAAAUGCUCGCCGGCGGUCUGGCGGGAGCAUGCCAAAUAAUCGUUACCACUCCGAUGGAGCUGCUCAAAAUACAAAUGCAAGACGCUGGCAGAGUCGCCAUGGCAGCUAAAGAAGCGGGCAAAGCAGUGCCAAAGGUAUCCGCUUGGUCGUUAACGGUAGAUUUACUUAGGAAACGAGGUAUUCUGGGAUUGUAUCAAGGAACGGGUGCCACCGCGCUUAGAGACGUUACGUUUUCCGUUAUUUACUUCCCGUUGUUCGCUCACUUGAACGACAUCGGUCCGAAACGCGAGGACGGUUCGGCCGUGUUCUGGUGUUCAUUCCUUGCCGGUUGCGCCGCCGGCUCGACGGCCGCACUGAUGGUAAAUCCGUUCGACGUAAUCAAAACUAGACUGCAAGUUAUCAAAAAAGCACCUGGUGAACCAACGUACAACGGAGUGUUAGACUGCAUAACAAAGACGUUCAAGAACGAGGGCCCGACCGCGUUCUUCAAGGGCGGCGCUUGCCGAAUGAUCGUGAUAGCGCCGUUAUUCGGCAUCGCCCAAACCGUCUAUUAUCUCGGCGUGGCCGAGUGGCUGAUGGGGUUGAAGUGAAAUCGCCAUAUCGACAACGACGAAGUUCGUGCCGUUCAAAUGCUCUGGGAUGACUGACAAUAAUCGUUGUAGACGUAGUUGUAUUCUGGCUUCUGGGAUCUCCGUCGUCGAUCAAUUCAUGUUGUUGCCGAGACGGAUUCUCGCUUUACAUAUAAAAAACAAAAAAAAAAAAAAGAAAGUGAAAGAAAGAGUUAUAUAUAUAUAUAUAU